AUGAAACAGUCGAUCAAGGAAGAUGGAAACCAACUUGGCAAGGAACGCCUUGCUACACCAUACACUUUCCACGGCCUGCCUCGACUUGUUGGCCUUUCUAGAGCUUCAGGCAAGCUAAAUCCUACCAUGACAGUAACACUCACAAUCAGGGCAACUGAUGCAUCUCCCAAACUCCAAACCCAUAUAUCAACUACCCAAGCCCAACGGCAUCACCACUUCAUCUUUUCCGCCAUCUCUCCGUUAAAUGAAGAAAAUAUGUCUAGAAAUCAGCAACACCUUCUCCGGCCGGUCCUAUCCUGCCGGGAAAUAGCAGCACAGUUGUCAAGGCCGAUUCAUUAUAGAAAGCGUGUGUUGCCAUUGUUUGAUACGGUGAAACGCGUUGGCAUUGAAGUUGACGGAGUUGAGAAGCUAGGAGAGAUCGGUCCUGCUUGA
This is a messenger RNA of Dovyalis caffra, 432 nucleotides long. NCBI's taxonomy places the organism in Eukaryota, Viridiplantae, Streptophyta, Magnoliopsida, Malpighiales, Salicaceae. The record is from the annotation of a GenBank genome assembly.